AUGGCUGGCUCCGUAGCUCCCCACGCUGUGGUCGUCCUCGGUCUCCUACUGCUCGCGGGGCUCGCGGCGGCGCAGAGGGGGACGACGCCGGCGGCGGCGGCGGCCCCCGCGCCCGACCCCGGCUGCAACGGCAUCGAGCUCACGUACAACUUCGGGGACCGCACCAAGAUCCGGCCCUUCGUCAGCGACAAGAACAAGCAGCCCUACGCCUUCCGCGCCAACGUCACCGUGCGCAACUCCGGCACCCGCCCGCUCAAGUCGUGGGCGGCGCUCGUCACAUUCGGCUACGACGAGAUCCUCGUCGGCGUCGACGGCGCCGUGCUCACGGGCGGCGGCGAUCUGCCGUACAACACCACGGAGGACGCCGGCAACGCCACCUCCUUCUCUGGGUACCCGCAGACGGACCUCCUCACGCCCAUCGCCACCGCCGGGGACCUGUCGCAGAUCCAGGCCUCCGUCGGCAUCGUCGGCACGCUCUUCGCCGGGCCCGGCUUCGAUCCGCUCCCCACCGCGCUGUCGCUGGACGACCCGGCCUACGCGUGCCCGGCGGCGACCAACCUCACCUCUAAGGUGCUGUCCACGUGCUGCGUCCUCACGCCGGAGGCCGAGGCCAACGCCACUGUCAUCGACGCCAACGCCACCGACCCGACCAAGAAUUUCCUGCCGCGCGGCACCGGCGACCUCGUCAUCACCUACGACGUGCUCCAGGCUUACCCCUCCAGCUACCUUGCGCUCGUCACGCUCGAGAACAACGCCAAGCUUGGCCGCCUCGACAACUGGCGGCUGUCGUGGGAGUGGCGGCGCGGCGAGUUCAUCUACUCCAUGAAGGGCGCUCACCCAUCCGAGGUGGACACCUCGGGCUGUAUCUAUGGGGCGCCUGGGCAGUACUACCAGAGCCUUGAUUUCUCGCAGGUGCUCAAUUGCGACCGCAAGCCGGUGAUCCUUGACCUGCCCCUGUCCCGGUACAAUGACACCCAGAUUGGGAAGAUUGACAACUGCUGCAGGAAUGGAACAAUCUUGCCCAAGUCCAUGGACGAGGCACAGUCGAAAUCGGCAUUCCAGAUGCAAGUUUUCAAGAUGCCACCAGACCUGAACCGGACUAAGCUGUUCCCCCCUGCCAAUUUCAAGAUCGCCGGUGCAUCAUCGCUGAACCCAGACUAUACCUGUGGCCAGCCGGUGCCUGUCAGCCCAACUGCAUUCCCAGACCCGAGCGGUCUUGACUCAACGACGCUUGCUGUGGCAACAUGGCAGGUGGUGUGCAACAUUACCACAACAAAGGGGGCCAAGCCCAAGUGUUGUGUGACCUUCUCGGCGUACUACAACGACUCAGUGAUCCCCUGCAACACCUGCGCCUGUGGGUGCCCUGCAAACAGGCGAGGUCCAACGUGCAGCACGACUGCACAAUCCAUGCUCCUGCCACCGGAGGCGCUGCUUGUGCCAUUCGACAACCGCUCACAGAAGGCUUUGGCGUGGGCUGAGCUGAAGCAUUACAAUGUGCCCCGGCCAAUGCCUUGCGGUGACUUCUGUGGUGUGAGCAUCAAUUGGCACGUCUCGACGGACUACAACAAGGGCUGGAGCGCUCGGGUGACAUUGUUUAAUUGGGAGGAUGUCGACAUGGCCAAUUGGUUUGCUGCCAUCGUCAUGGACAAGGCGUACGACGGCUUUGAGAAGGCGUACUCAUUCAACGCCACCGCAGUGGGCAAGAACACAAUCUUUAUGCAGGGUUCGGAGGGGCUUAAUUACCUGGUGAAGCAGACCAACAUGAGUGGGAUCGACUACCUUGUGCCCGGUAAGCAACAGUCAGUCCUCUCAUUCACCAAGAAGCUGACCCCGGGGAUAAAUGUUGUUGCUGGAGAUGGCUUCCCAACAAAGGUCUUCUUCAAUGGCGACGAAUGUGCUUUGCCACAGAGAAUUCCAAUGAGCAGUGGGUUCAGCAACCGUCUCAGCAGUGGCUUUGCUUUGGUCUUGUUCCUUGCUGCUUCGGCUUUCCUAUUGCUUCAGCAAUGA
This is a messenger RNA of Miscanthus lutarioriparius, 2007 nucleotides long. NCBI's taxonomy places the organism in Eukaryota, Viridiplantae, Streptophyta, Magnoliopsida, Poales, Poaceae. The record is from the annotation of a GenBank genome assembly.